AUGAAUCCUGCGACCAAAGUCAGCACAGUGCUCAUCGUGACCUUGUCUUUUCUCUGCUUGGUAGAGGGUCUGACCUGUAAUGUCUGUGACUUGGCAGACAAAGCAAGAUGUAAAAAAGGCAAAAGCAGAUGUACUGCACAGCGUGGUCAGUCAUGUGCUUCCAUAUCAACAUAUAUAGGAUCAAAGCAUGUGUCCUCCAAGCAACUUUGCAUGCCUAACUGUGUGGAAAAUAACUACAAAGAGAAAGGGAAAUCUAUUUUUGUGAUGUGCUGUGAAAGAAACUUGUGUAACAGUUUCUAGAUGGAGAAGAGUCUCUUGAAGAAGAUCAUCUUCUGUACAAGAUCCAAAAUUACAUACCAAGAAAUAUGAGGAAUGUGUUUUCUUACACUGUUUCCACACUGGCCUGAGAUCCCUGAGAUAGCAACAGGAGCUGUGUCUUCAUUUCAGUGAAGGGCUCCUUGACUGGACCAUUAGACCCUUACAUUCAUGACCAUUGCCAAAUGUUCCUGUACCUAACAUGUGAUUUUACUCAUCCAGUUUGCAGUCUCUAGCCCUGCAAUAGUCUCCCAAAGGUUUUUAUUUUGUUAUCUGGAAUCUGUGAAUGCUGCUGUAGAUGGCAAAAGAGACAUAGCAAAUGUGGGUAAGGAUCUUAUUAAUGGAAGGUUAUUUUUUGGAUUGUCAGGGUAGGUCCUAAUUGCAAGUACAAAUGUCCAUAUAAGAUGAGGGGUGAAUUGACUAUAGAAGAGGAAAUGAUUGUAUGGUGGUAGAAGCAGUAAUUGGAGUGAUGUCCCUUGAAGAUGGAUCAAA
Messenger RNA from Myodes glareolus (Bank vole), 807 nucleotides. RefSeq names its product prostate and testis expressed 4 (gene Pate4). Lineage: Eukaryota; Metazoa; Chordata; Mammalia; Rodentia; Cricetidae. The record is from RefSeq and is a predicted model, not a curated record.